AUGCCGCCCGUACCGCCUCAGCCUCUCCCACGGGUAAUCACCUACUACCAAACACAUCACACGCCCGACGGCAAGCCCAUCUCGAUCCUCCCCCUCCUUACCCAAGGAGGGAUCAGCGUCACCCACGUAAUUCUCGCGGCGAUACACAUUAACGAUGAUCCCCACGGCCUUACCUUGAACGACCAUACCCCCGAUAACCCGCGAUUCCUAACACUAUGGGCUGAGCUACGGGUGCUGCAGGCCAGCGGCGUCAAGGUACUUGGUAUGCUCGGCGGUGCUGCUAAGGGCUCCUACGAGAGGCUGGAUGGGGACGAGGAGAAGUUUGAAAAAUACUACAUACCCUUGCGCGACAUGCUCCGCUCACGCGGGCUGGAUGGUAUCGAUCUCGACGUCGAAGAGGAGAUGAGCCUAGGCGGUGUUAUACGGCUCAUUGACCGCGUGCGACAAGACUUUGGCAAGGACUUCCUCAUUUCUAUGGCGCCCGUGGCCGCGGCACUGCUGAACUCCGAGAACAACCUGAGUGGCUUCGACUACGAGGCUCUGGAGGUCAUGCGAGGGAAAGAGAUUGCCUGGUACAAUGCUCAGUUCUACUGCGGAUGGGGCGACGUCAGUAACCCGAUCAUGUACGAGAUGAUCCUCGCAAGGGGCUGGGCACCGGAGAAGGUCGUCAUGGGCCUGGUCACGAAUCCUGAGAACGGUGGUGGAUGGGUCCCAUGGGAAAUGCUCGGCGCUGUGCUUCUGACGCUCCGAAAUCGUUAUGCGCGGUUUGGAGGAGUCAUGGGAUGGGAGUACUUCAACAGCUUGCCAUCUGGCCGAGAGAAGCCCUGGGAAUGGGCAAAGUGGAUGACAACGAUGUUGCGAGCAGACCAUACCCACCACUCACCGGGCCCAGUCCAAGGCUCUGCCCCUGUGGACUCUACCCAGCCUGUCGCGCAGGAAGUCAAGAAGCACUUGGUGGAUGAAGUUGAUCCGGACGGCCCCAACAGCAAAGACGCACCACUGCCCACGGCCUUUGAGUACUAUUCGGAUGGCAACGUGGAUGAUGAUUGA
This is a messenger RNA of Colletotrichum abscissum, 1050 nucleotides long. Its product is annotated as chitinase. Gene Ontology annotation, molecular function: chitinase activity. The transcript has a single exon. Bases 1 to 1050 code for a protein of 349 amino acids. Gene Ontology annotation, biological process: carbohydrate metabolic process. The record is from RefSeq and is a predicted model, not a curated record. Lineage: Eukaryota; Fungi; Ascomycota; Sordariomycetes; Glomerellales; Glomerellaceae. Gene Ontology annotation, cellular component: extracellular region.